AUGUCAACGUCUAUGAGCUCUGUGGUGUAUGCCAUCUUUCUUGGGGCCAUGAUACUAUUCAACAUGGUAGGUAAUUCAAUGGUCUGCAUUGUUGUACUAAAGAAUAAAGCCAUGAGAACCUCGAUCAACUGGCUUCUGUUUUACCUGGCCAUUGCCGACGUACUUGUUGCAGUAUUUUUCACACCUUGCAUUCUGAGCCAUUUUAUCAAGUUGCCAAGUGGUAUCGUUGGAGAUAUGCUGUGCAAGUUCCUGAUGGGUGGGGCCUUUGGUUGGGCUUCGGCUUCAGCCUCGAGCUUUUUGCUGGUGUUGAUAGCAUUUGAGCGCUAUCACGCCACGUUACAUCCUCUAAAAAUGCUUUCUCGUGGUCGUUCCUUAAGGCUUGUUCCAGUGCUCUGGAUCGUGGCAAUCCUUCUGGCCGCGCCAAUGGUAUUAUUGUUUAUUUACCAGAAAGAAAUUCAAGCGUGCGAGAUAGUCUUCCCAAAUUACUUGACGUCCCGAUUUUAUCACCUUAUUUGGUCAUGUUGCAACGAGUUUCUGCCGAUAUGCAUCAUGGGAUACCUAUACACAAGAAUUGUUCUGUGUCUCCGCGAACGUUCCCUGGUCUCAGCCUCCUCUCAAACUAAGGUCUUACGCUCCAGGCAUAAGGUAACUAGGAUGCUCAUUUUGGUGUCUGUUAUCUUCGUCCUUUGCUGGACGCCUUCUGCAGUCCUCUGUGCGCUGACCCCGUUGGUUCCUGGUCAUCGUGUCACAGUGGAUAAAGUGGCGGAAGCGAGUGCGCUGUUGAAUUCCUGUCUCAAUCCACUGUUAUACACCUUGCAUAGUCAACAGUUCAGGAGGAAUCUCGCUUCGCUGUUUUCUUGCUCGAAAAGAGAGAAAAAAACCAAAUAG
This is a messenger RNA of Pocillopora verrucosa, 888 nucleotides long. NCBI's taxonomy places the organism in Eukaryota, Metazoa, Cnidaria, Anthozoa, Scleractinia, Pocilloporidae. The record is from RefSeq and is a predicted model, not a curated record.